AUGAAGGAGAGGAGUAUUGCUUGUCCUCUCUUUCUCUUCCUCCUCCUGUCAAGUGCUGGUAUUGAAUGCUCAAUCUCGUCUACUUUCGAAGAGAUCAGAAGACCUCAUGCGGUAGUUCAGCGGCUGUUCGAGCAGGCGUCGCAAGCCGGCACAGUGCGGGGUGACUUUGGUGUUGUGGAGCAUUUCGAGAAGACUUUGGAGGGCAAGUGGGACCAAGUUCCCUUGUUGAACGAUGCGAAGAAUGUGGAGGAGAUAGGAGAUGGGGUGCUGGUGCGAUUCCGAGGGAUGAUCCAGAACAUUAUGAACAUAGAGUUCUAUGUGAAGAGCGUCAAGAUAAAGGAAGAGAGGACGGGAGAGGUCAAGCAAGUUUCUUGCAAGUAUAAGGAUUCCUUCCCCUCCAACAUGCUGGAAAUUCCGGAUGUUAGCGAUUCUCGGACAGCUCGAAAACUUGGAGAGCGAACUCCUUGCAUUUGUUUCCCUAUCCCAGGCGAGACAGAUUGGGUGAAGAAGGCUUUCAGUGCGUGUGCCCCUCCCCUUCCUCUGCGAUUCGAAGAAGAGGAAGUUGAAACGAAAGAGAAAACUUCUGGAAAGAGAACUUUUGAACCGGGAGAGGAGACGGGGACAGUGGACGCGGGUGAAGAGACGAAGGGAGAUGGAGCUGAAGAAGUUAAGCGUCAGGAAGAAGCAUUAAUCCAGCAAGAAGAAAACAAUUCCUCCUCCAUUGCAUCGAAUCGAACUCUCAAGCCCACAAAGAUGUUCGUCCUCAGGGCAGGAAACCAAAGCAGCGUGCUGUUUCCUGAAGGUUUCUCUGAGGAGCAAGCACGGGAACUGGUCUCUACCGAGCUGGCCCGGCACCCGGACUGGAAGAUAGAAGUGGCGAGUCCAGAAGAUGUUGAGGACGCGCAUAAGUUCAUCCCGACCGUCCAGACGGAGGCAGAGAUCAUGAGGAGGUACCAGAAGUUCCCGGACGAGAGAAAGAAGGGGGAGAAGAGGAAGAAGAAGGAUGAAUUGCGAUGGGCCUUCGGGCACGACCAGUUCGGGUCAAAAUCAGCAGAGAAUGGGGAGUUCAACCCUGGUCAGCAGUACUUGAUGAAGUUGUACGAUAUUGACAGGAAGCACAUUGAUAUCCUGCAAGUAGCGGAGUUCGUUGGGAUCCUGUCUUUCGAUGCGGUCGGGACAGUUUUCAAAGAUGACAUCAAGGAGGCGUACAAUGAAAUACCAGAUGAAAUCUUCUCGCUCAACAUGGUUCCAACCAGCUUUCCUCGAAGAAGAAGAAGAUUUUGUUUCAUCCGCUGA
Messenger RNA from Guillardia theta CCMP2712, 1296 nucleotides. RefSeq lists its product as hypothetical. Gene Ontology annotation, molecular function: chromatin binding. The record is from RefSeq and is a predicted model, not a curated record. NCBI's taxonomy places the organism in Eukaryota, Cryptophyceae, Pyrenomonadales, Geminigeraceae. Gene Ontology annotation, biological process: DNA-templated DNA replication. The coding region runs from base 1 to 1296 and encodes 431 amino acids. The transcript has 7 exons.